UUACAAUUAAUGACCAUUUGAUUAAAAAUCUUUAAACAUUGUUAACUCUAAAAUGUCUUUUGAUAAACCAGUGAAUCAAAUACUAAGUGAUUCAACAGGUAUUGUCUGCGAGAAAAAUACAGCGAUUAAAGAAUUUGCUUGUAUUCCGGGACCCAAACCAUCACUUCCUCUGAUAGGGACGGGAUGGCAGUACUUCAAGUACAUUGGUCGAUAUGAUUUGUCGAAACUACAUGAAGCCAAUCAACACAAAUACCACACAUACGGCCCCAUUCUUAAGGAAGAAUAUCAAUGGCGAAAACCAAUUAUACAUAUAUUUGAUCCAAAAGACUUUGAGGUUGUGUUUAGAAGUCAAGGCAAGUGUCCGAUAAGACCUGCAAAUGAGUUCGUUUCGCACUAUAGACUAAACAAUGCGCAUAAGUAUCCAAACGUUGGCUUAUCUAAUAUGAUGGGUGAGGAGUGGUACCAACAAAGACAACUCUUGGCCCCGGCAUUGAUGAGUUUGAAAGCCGUUCAAAAUCACAUUCCUUCACAGAAUGCAAUAUGCGAUGACUUUAUGGACUAUUUGUGGCAAAUAAAAGAUCCAAUCAGUAAUGUUUUGGAUGACUUAUCGGACGCUACAUAUAGACUAGCCUUAGAGUCUAUAUAAGUUCAACAAAAGCUGUUCCAAGAGGUGAGUGGUGUGAUGGGUGACAGUCCACUACUCACAGCAGAUAUGAUAGCAAACAUGCCUUACCUCAAGGCUUGUGUAAAGGAGUGCUUCCGACUCACCAAUACUGUGCCCGGAAUCACACGAGUGCUCUCACAACCAACUGUUCUCUCUGGUUAUCAUAUCCCGGAAAAUACAAUCAUAUUCUCUCAUUUGAUGGUUACUUCGAGACUGAGUGAAUACUUUACGAAUCCGUUGAGCUAUAGUCCGGAGCGUUGGUUAGGCGCCGACCACUCGGCGUUGCAUUCGUUCGCUUCACUGCCUUUCGGUUACGGGAACCGCAUGUGUGUCGGCAAACGAUUCUCCGAACUCGAGCUCUAUUUGUCAACCGCUAAACUCAUUAACAGAUAUCAAAUAACUGCUGUUCAGCCCAAACUGGAUCUCAAAUUUUGCUUUAUUAUAAUUCCCGAACAAAAAAUCUCAUUAAAACUAACUUUAAGAAAAUAG
Messenger RNA from Medioppia subpectinata, 1153 nucleotides. The record is from the annotation of a GenBank genome assembly. NCBI's taxonomy places the organism in Eukaryota, Metazoa, Arthropoda, Arachnida, Sarcoptiformes, Oppiidae.